UUGUUACUUUUGCUCGUGAACCUCAAGUGUAAACUUUACUUUGAUUUACGCUUUGAUUACCCUAGUAAGUUUGUUUGUUCGGCUGCUAGUUUGCUUUGUGCUGUCUGUAUGCAGGCGACUUUGUGCGGGGAGCCCAAUGGAGCUGGAGGGUCAGUGGUGGAAAGGAGAACUUGCAGAGGACAUCUAUCAGGCCCUGCGAUACAAAGAGCUGCGGUUGCCUGCAUACAAAGGCCAGUCCCCGCAGCUGAGCCUCAGACGGUAUUUCGCAGACCUCAUUGCUAUAGUCAGCAAUCGCUUCAAGCUGUGCCCGGCGGCCAGACACUUGGCUGUUUAUCUGCUGGACCUGUUCAUGGACCGCUAUGACAUCUCCGUACAGCAGCUUCACAUGGUCGCGCUGUCCUGCUUGCUUUUGGCCAGUAAGUUUGAGGAGAGGGAAGACCGCGUCCCGAAGCUGGAGACCCUCAACAGUCUGGGCUGCAUGAGCUCCAUGAAUCUGGUUCUGACCAAACCGGGUCUCCUGCACAUGGAGCUGCUGCUGCUGGAGACGUUUCAAUGGAACUUGUACCUGCCGACUGCCGCGCACUUCAUCGAGUAUUACCUGCCGGUCGCUGUGAAUGAGACGGACCUGCACGACGGCUGGCCGAUGACCUGCAUGGAGAAAACUAUGCUGUACAUGUCCAAAUAUGCGGAUUACUUCCUCGAGGUCUCUUUACAAGAUCAUGCAUUUCUGCGUUUCGUGCCAUCUCUGGUGUCAGCAGCGUGUGUGGCGUCCUCACGGGUGAUCCUUCGCCUGUCUCCAUCAUGGCCGCCACGUCUGCAGCGUCUGUCGGCCUACAGCUGGGAGCAGCUGCUGCCCUGCGUACAGAAACUGCUGAUAGCUCACGACAGCGACGUAAAAGAAGCCAACAAGCAGAAGUGUCCUCCAUCUGGAGCUCCGCCAGCGCAGACGGUGUUUCAGGCUCCGGGUUCCAGUGUUUCCCUGCAGCCGUUCAUGCAGAGGCAGAACACACAGUACAUGCAGCCACUGGUCGUGUCGACACAAGCUCCGCCCACAUACCGCACACACACCGCAGCUUCCCUCCAGGCCUCCACUGCCCCGCUGCAGAGCCUUGAGCCCAAGGUAAACCUGCCGGGCCGACAGUACCAGCUGAACCCGCUUUACCCCUGCAGCGCCCCCUGCUUCGACAGGUGAUCACAGCAGACGGAAACUGCCAGAUCGUUUCACUGCACAGGGGACUUUUGUGUGUUACUGUGGCACUCCAAGCACCAGGAAACUCUUAAAGGGACGGUUCACCCAAAAAUGUACAUUUCUUUACCAUUUCCUCUAAACUUCUGUUGAAGAUACUCUGAAGAAUGUUGGAAAAAUAGCUUAUAUUGGAAUAGUUUAGUCUAAAAUUAAAAUUAGAGCAUAUUCUACUUACUUUUAAGCCAUCAUCUUUUUCCUGUCAGACAAACACAGUUGGAGUAGUAUUAAUUUUAUCAAGGCUCUUCAAUCCUGAGUAAUGGUGUUGGAUAGUGACUUUUAUUUUGAAAUUUCCAAAAGCACGUAAAUCUGUCGUCAAACUAACUCACAGCUCUUCCAAACUAGGAUAUUGUGUUGUAUUUUGACAUUUUCAAAAGCACGAUAUUGACUUUUAUUAUGAAAUUUCCAAAAAUGCAUAAAUCUGUCCUCAAACUUACUUGUAAUUCCUCCUUGCGUAGCUCUUUCAAACUAAUUCUAGCUUUUCCAUGCUGUGUAAUAAUGUGAGAUAGUGACUUUUUUUUCUCGAUAUUUCCGAAAGCACGUAAAUUUGUCGUAAAACUAACUCUUAGCUCUUCCAUGUGCAGCUCUUCCAUGCUGUUUGAUGGUGUGGGAUGAUGACUUUUAUUAUUAUAUUCUAUCCUCAAACCAACUUGUAGCUCUUUCAAGCGUAGCUCUUCCAAACUAACUUUACCUCCUUAAUGCUGUAUAAUUUAUGUUUGAUAGUGUCUUUUAUUUUGAAAUUCUCAAAACAGCGUAAAUCUGUCGUUAAAGUAACUCGUGGCUCUUCCAUGCUGUAUAUUAGUGUGGGAUAGUGACUUUAAUUUUGAAAUUUCAAAAACACAAAUCUGUCACCAAACUGACUCGCAGCUCUUACAUGUGUGGCUCUUCCAUGCUGUAUAAUGAUGUUUGAUAGUGACUUUUAUUUUGAAAUCUCCAAAAGUGUGUCAAUCUGUCGUCAAACUAACAUGUAGUUCUUCCAAACUAACUCUGGCUCUUACAUGCUGUACAAUGGUGUCAGAUAUUGACGUGUAUAUUGAAAUUUCCAAAAGCGCGA
Danio aesculapii is the source of this 2297-nucleotide messenger RNA. It is a transcript of the gene ccnj, whose product is annotated as cyclin J. The transcript has 7 exons. Gene Ontology annotation, molecular function: cyclin-dependent protein serine/threonine kinase regulator activity. The coding region runs from base 137 to 1192 and encodes 351 amino acids. Lineage: Eukaryota; Metazoa; Chordata; Actinopteri; Cypriniformes; Danionidae. Gene Ontology annotation, biological process: regulation of cyclin-dependent protein serine/threonine kinase activity; mitotic cell cycle phase transition. The record is from RefSeq and is a predicted model, not a curated record. Gene Ontology annotation, cellular component: cytoplasm; cyclin-dependent protein kinase holoenzyme complex; nucleus.